CACUAGCGCUUUUUGGUAACGUCACCCGUGUUCGCUUGUUUGGAGGGGUAGCCAAGAUGGCGGCGUCCAAGGUGAAGCAGGACAUGCCUCCUCCGGGGGGAUACGGACCAAUAGAUUACAAACGAAACCUCCCGAAACGCGGGCUCUCUGGGUUUAGUAUGUUUGGAAUCGGUAUUGGUGUCCUGGUUUUUGGCUACUGGAGACUAUUUAAAUGGAACAGAGAAAGAAGGCGGCUGCAGAUUGAAGACCUGGAGGCUCGGAUCGGUCUCCUCCCCCUGCUGCAAGCGGAGCACGACCGCAGGACACUGCGGAUGCUAAGACAGAAUCUAGAAGAAGAAGCCAAGAUAAUGAAGGAUGUGCCCGGCUGGAAGGUUGGUGAGAAUGUUUUCCACACAGACCGCUGGGUCACCCCUCUCAACGACGAACUGUUCAACCUCCGGCCAGCGGAGGAGCUGCUGCACAAGAAGUUUGGUUUCCAGUGGUACGUCUAGACUGCAGCUCCCCUCCUCCUCCUCCUCCUCUGCUGUACUGAAGGGAGGCUCUGAGGACCCGGUGACUCCUGGAGUAGAGGCUGUGUGCCCCAGGCUCAACGCCUGCUGUAAAUGUUUAAUAUUAAAUACAUUUUUCUCUGUUUCAA
Messenger RNA from Acipenser ruthenus (sterlet), 637 nucleotides. Its product is annotated as NADH dehydrogenase [ubiquinone] 1 alpha subcomplex subunit 13. The transcript has 5 exons. The coding region runs from base 57 to 491 and encodes 144 amino acids. NCBI's taxonomy places the organism in Eukaryota, Metazoa, Chordata, Actinopteri, Acipenseriformes, Acipenseridae. The record is from RefSeq and is a predicted model, not a curated record.